AUGAGCGCGGCAAGCACUGCGUGGGCCGCUUCGGCUCCGCGAUUAAUCAGAGCCUCGAUACAAUGCCCUCGACAUUGUAACAAUCUCGGUCGCAAACCCCAGACGAGAGAAUUUUAUUACUCCGCUACCUCCAAGAGACCUUUGGCCCAACAAUCACCUUCGAUACCUCGAUCAAGUCCGUCAACGCAGACCCGACCCUUCUCCGCAACAGCAGCUUUCCAGGCGACGAAAGAUCCUUAUGCGACGUUAGGAGUGGGAAAGAAUGCCAGUACCUCGGAAAUAAAGAAGGCCUACUAUGCAUUGGCAAAGAAAUAUCAUCCGGACACGAAUAAAGAAGCGAGCGCAAAGGAGAAAUUUACCGAUGCACAGUCAGCCUACGAAUUGUUGAACGAUCCUCAGAAGAAGGCAGCUUAUGAUCAGUUUGGGGCCGCAGCAUUUGAUCAAGGCGCCGGUUUCGAUGCCGGAGCUGCUGGCGGAAAUCCAUUUGCUGGUGGUGGCAAUCCAUUUUCCGGUUUCGGUGGAGGAGGAGGAGGAGGAGGAGGUUUUGGAGCUGAGUUCAACUUCGAGGAUUUGUUUGGUGCUUUCACUGGCGGGCGCCGCGGGGGACGAGGAAGGCGAUCUUCGCCUUUCCAAGAGGAGAUUCUGGUGGGCGAGAACAUUGAAGUCCAGACGAACAUUUCUUUUAUGGAUGCUGCGAAAGGCGUGACCAAGAACAUCACCAUCACGCCGCUUGUCCAGUGCGGCACCUGUAAAGGCAAUGGAAUGAAACAGGGUGCACAACGGCAGCAAUGCAAGUCGUGUAAUGGCACGGGUACCAGGAUACAUGUCAUGCAGCAAGGCUUCCAGAUGUCAAGUACAUGUUCUACUUGCAGCGGCACCGGAGUGACCAUACCAAGAGGCUCGGAGUGCAACACUUGUUCUGGCAACGGAGUUGUUCGGCAAAGGAAGACUGUGCAGGUCGACAUCCCAGGUGGUGUCGAGGACGGAAUGAGGUUACGUGUGUCCGGCGAAGGUGAUGCUCCUCCGACAGGCGUGUCCGCCGAUCCCAAUGCCCGAAGUCAGCGUGGAGACCUUUACGUCUUUAUUCGUGUGGCGCCAGACGCCAGAUUCAGCCGCAACGGGGCAGAUGUUCUUUACACAGCCUCAAUACCUUUGACCACCGCUAUGCUGGGAGGCGAAGUGCAAGUUCCGACACUAGAUGGAGACGUCAAGGUGAAGAUCUCGACCGGCACGGGCACCGGAGAUAGAAUCACCUUACCUGGCAUGGGUAUGCAGCGACUUGGUGGACGGGGACCUGCUUCUGGUGAUUUACGAGUUGAGUUCAAGGUCAAUAUGCCCAAGUACUUGACAGCCAACCAGAGGACAAUCCUGGAAAUGCUGGCCGAUGAGAUGGGUGACAAGACGGCAAAACGCAUUAUGAAUGUGAACCAGGAACCUACCAAGGACAGCAAACCAUCCCAGCCAUCAAACAAAGCCUCAGAUCAUAAGAACGAAGGGUUCUUGAAGUCCGCCUGGCACAAGCUUACCCACCAGCACGAUAACUUGGAGACGGAUGAGAAGGACACAGCUAGCUUAGUAUGUUGUGAAUCCAGACUCAAUUGUUCGGAUUUCACCCAAUCGCCAUUGCAUCCAUCAUAUGCACCGAUGCUAUCAUGUCCGCUCAAGCAGACGAGCGAGAUAGACUGGGUGGCCCCAUUGAAGAAUUAUAUACGCACGUCCUACGGCGAUGAUCCAGAAAAGUUCACCGAGGAGACAGCCACGUUAAACAGGCUGAGGCAGGACAUGAGAGGAGCCGGAAAUGAUUCAGCCUCAGGAAGAGACUUGCUGUACCGGUACUAUGGGCAACUUGAACUGUUAGAUCUGAGAUUCCCUGUGGACGAAAAUCACAUCAAGAUAUCCUUCACCUGGUACGACGCAUUUACACAUACCGCGACAUCCCAGUACUCCUUAGCUUUCGAGAAAGCUUCAGUCAUAUUCAACAUAUCUGCGGUCCUUUCGUGCCAUGCAGCCGCUCAAAAUCGGUCAGAGGACAAGGACCUCAAGACGGCAUAUCACUCGUUUCAGGCUUCCGCAGGCAUGUUUACCUACAUCAACGAGAACUUCUUGCAUGCGCCGUCGACCGACCUGAAUCGUGACACAGUCAAGAGCUUGAUACACAUCAUGUUAGGUCAGGCGCAAGAGAUAUUCUUGGAGAAACAGGUUCGGGAUGCGAAGAAGCCCGCUCUGCUAGCCAAACUUGCCGCGCAAGCGCAGUUUCUCUUCGGUCAGGCAAAGGAAGGGUUAGAAGCCGAGAGUGUCCGUGGGGUAUUCGAUUAUUCCUGGUUGAAGUUUAUCCAGAUCAAGGCUCUACAUCUGUCCUCACUAGCAGAAUACUACCAAGCGUUGGCAGAUGAUGAGACAAAUCAGCACGGUUCGGCGAUCGCUCGAUUGCAGCUCGCAGAGAAAUCGAGCAAGCAGGCCCUUUCGUUGGCCAAAGCAUUUCCCUCUUCUCCUGCGCCCUCCUCGACUUUGGGCGCUGACACCAGUUCGACGUCACAAAACAUAAUACGAAGGCAAUUGGAAUCGGUGCAGGAAAAGCUGGGCGCCCUUGUAAAAGACAACGACUUCAUCUAUCACCAGACAGUACCCGCCGAAGCCUCAUUAUCUCCAGUCACAAAAGUUCCCGCAGCCAAAGCCAUUCCGCUUUCAGAAUUGUAUCAAGGGCAAGACAUCCAAAGAAUAAUCGGCCCGGACCUCUUCCAGAAAAUCGUGCCGAUGUCUGUAACGGAGUCGGCCAGUAUGUACGAUGAAGAAAAGGCCAAGCUGAUUCGUUCCGAAGCCGAGAAGGUCGAGCAAGCAAACGGCGAGAUGGCGGCAAGCCUUGAUUAUCUGAAGCUCCCAGGCAGUCUGAACAUUUUAAAAGGCGGACUGGAUCAGGAGAUGGGUGUGGAUAGAGAAUUCGAGCGCUGGUGUCAGGAGAUCGCGAACCACCCGCCUUUCAACAGUGCAUUCGAACAGCUCCAGAGGGACAAGCAGACUGUCUUGGACAGUCUGUCAAAAAGCUCCAAGCAACUUGACAUGGAAGAGAGCGUGUGCGAGAAAAUGAGAUCAAAGUACGGAGCAGAUUGGACACAGCAGCCCAGUUCCAGGUUGACCUCGACCCUGAGGGCAGAUAUUCGAAGUUAUCGAGACACUGUGGACGAAGCUGGUGCUAGCGACUCGCAACUUUUGGCGACUGCCAGACAGUACGAAGGUGAUUUUGAAGAAGUGAGGAAGGCUGGUGAACAUGGCGAGUCUGAUGUCCUGUAUCAGCAAGCCUUAAUCAAAGCCGGAGCUGGGUCGAAGGGCAAAGGGCGAGAGGCUGAGGAGGGCUCACUACUCGACGAAGACUAUGGCGAGGGCGGCUUGUCCGUAGCAGAUCAGAUUGAAAGGGUCGAGGAUCUGCUACGAAAACUCAAUCUAGUCAAACGCGAGAGGACGCAAGUUCUCAAAGACCUCAAGGAGAAAGUCCAUACCGACGACAUAUCGAACGUCCUCAUUUUGAACAAAAAGGCUAUCGCCAACCAGGAAAACCAACUGUUCCAAGCCGAAUUGGAAAAAUUCCGGUCACACCAAAACCGCCUCAUUUCCACCGUCCACAAACAGUCCUCGCUGCUGAAAGAACUGACCAAGGCAUACGGUGACCUACUUCAAGAUAAGCGAGUUCGAUCAGACCAACAGAAAUACGAUGCAAUCCAGAAGCAGCGAAACAGUGUACUUAGUCGGUACAAACGGGUAUUCAGUGCUCACGAAGAUCUUGUUCAAGGUCUGAUGCGCGCCCAGAGCUUCUACAAGGAGAUGAAGGAGAGUGUCGACAGUCUGGAGAAGAACGUCGAGUCUUUCGUCAGCAACCGCAGGGCCGAAGGAGCUCAACUUCUCCAUCAAAUCGAACAAACCAAGAACACCUCAUCAAGUGGACAAGCGGCAGCGGAGCAGAAGCGAAUGCAGGAGCUGAUGAACAGGCUGUCCAUGGAGCCCAAAACAGCUUCUCCUUCGACAACAGAACCCCCUGCUCUUCCUCCCUUACCUGCACUGAACGCAACUAGAUCUCCAGCACCUGUUUCGACAUACCCUAAGAGCAAUCCCGAUCCGCGCUUCACAAUACCUCCGCGCUCCUCACCCGCACCAGUCGUACAGAAUGGAUACUCGCAUCAGCCGCAAGCACAGUCGCAACCCUCGAAUCCGUCUCCUAUCGACUCUCAACAUGCAUUUGCUCAAGGUGCCGCGACACCCUUGACUACAGGCUACAACCCAAUGGCCUACCCAGAACGAUCGGCGACAGCACCGACGCCGGGAGCCUAUCAAUCUCCCUCACCGCAUCCGCAGGUCCCUCAAUCGCAGCCUGGGUAUCAGAACUACCUGCCAUCACCUUACAACAUUCCGCAAAACUACGUGCCCCCACCACCACCGCCUGGCCCGCCCGGCGGAGGUUCUAUGACGCAAUAUCCGCCGAACCAGUCUGGCGUAUGGGCCAGUGGUCCAGGAGGAUACGCGAAUUACCAACAACCCAAUCGGUAUGCUCAGCAGCAGCCCCAGCAGCAGCAAGGGCAGCUACCUCCGCAACAGGUGCAGGGUGGAGGCCAGGCUGCGGACCCAUGGGCUGGAUUGAGUGCUUGGAAGUGA
Molecule: messenger RNA, 4641 nt
Organism: Exophiala viscosa
Lineage: Eukaryota; Fungi; Ascomycota; Eurotiomycetes; Chaetothyriales; Herpotrichiellaceae
Product: BRO1-like domain-containing protein
Exons: 5
Coding region: 1-4641 (1546 amino acids)
Biological process (GO): protein folding; response to heat; protein transport to vacuole involved in ubiquitin-dependent protein catabolic process via the multivesicular body sorting pathway
Cellular component (GO): endosome
Molecular function (GO): heat shock protein binding; ATP binding
Source: RefSeq, a predicted model, not a curated record